UUUCUUUUUUAUUUAUCAUAGUUUAGUUAAAAAAUAAACUAUCAGACGAUAAAUAUUCGAGAACGGAGAGCCCUGAUCUGGUUGGUACUCACAUCAGAGUCCCAAUCUCCACAAACCCUUUUUUCUUCUUCUUUUGGGGUAGUUUGUCGACUCUGUUCCCUUGUAAUCACUCUUAUUCGCUGCUGUCAUUAGCAGCGAAAUGAAAGCCGCGUACAAGGAGGUUAUGAGCUAAUGUUCUUCUUCCCUGGUUAGUACUAGCUAGUAGUCAUCGUGGUCGUCCCUCUCUCUCUCCCCUUCCCUCCACUACUAUAUAUACCAAACAAAUUCGUUCGGAGGGGAGACCGGCAGGCCAUGGCUCGACGCCGCCCUUGAGUCCUGCCCCCAAGAUGACGAUGAUCCCCCUCGCCGGCUUCACCGCCCUAUCUGCCGCCGGCCUCCUGCUCAUCUUCUCCUCCUUCCUGCUGCAAACUCAAGUUAUAAAUUCCAACACGAGGCCCGCCUGACGAGCUAAGAAACUGAUGAUUAACGAGCAAGCAGGAGGAGCCAGAAGCAGCGAGGAGGAGCGGUACGUGCCGGUGCGCAGGGUGGUGUACCGGUCCAUGACACCGGCGGCGGCGAGUGCGGCGACGACGGCAGAGGCAGCGGCAGCGGCGGCAUCGUACGAGCCGUUCGAGGUGUGCGAGGGGUGCCGGUGCUGCGCGCCGUCGUCGUCGUCGUCCAACGGCAGCAGCAGCUGCGUGGACACGAGCUGCUGCUACGCCAUCGACUGCGACCUCCCCGGCAAGCCCUUCGGCACCUGCGCCUUCACCCCGCAAACCUGCGGCUGCGGCAGCAACUGCACCCAGCCCUCGUCCUGAUGAUGACUCAUCUUUCCUGCAACUUGGCUACUUCUUCUGGAUCAUCCAUCGUCUUACGUUACGUUACGACCUGAUGACAGAGGAUGACAUGAUUAGCUAGCACGCAGAUUAGAUGACUCACGUGUACUCGAUCAUGAUGGAUAGAUUAUCCAGUUAAUUCCCAGAUAGAGAGUUCUGCAUGAAGAUAAUAAUACAAUGAAUAAUAAUGUGUGUUCGUUUCAGAGGUUGC
Zea mays is the source of this 1086-nucleotide messenger RNA. RefSeq names its product Protein kinase APK1B chloroplast. Lineage: Eukaryota; Viridiplantae; Streptophyta; Magnoliopsida; Poales; Poaceae. The transcript has 2 exons. The record is from RefSeq and is a predicted model, not a curated record. The coding region runs from base 519 to 857 and encodes 112 amino acids.